Molecule: messenger RNA, 345 nt
Organism: Haemonchus placei
Lineage: Eukaryota; Metazoa; Nematoda; Chromadorea; Rhabditida; Trichostrongylidae
Source: the annotation of a GenBank genome assembly
AUGCUCGAUCAAAGGCCGAAUCCCAAGAAUGACGAUGAAAUGCGCAGAGCAAGAGAAGAAGAAGCGAAAAUCAUAAAGCGCAACGGUGAGUUCAUGGAAAAGGUGGAAGAGGUUGACGAUGAAGAAGUAAACAUUAUAAGGCGCAACGACGAGAUUGGGAAUAAUGUAGAGCUACGCAAUGAGGUUAAUGAAGGCUCCAGAGACUACAAGAUUGCUGAAUUCGACUUCGAAAUCUUCAGGGAAAAGGGGGGAUCUAAGUUCUUCAAAGGGAAAAUGGUUCAUAUUUGGAAGAGAGAGGAUGGGGAAUGGCGUACUUAUCAUGAAGAAUACGAGUUAUAUAAUUGA